Vigna unguiculata (cowpea) is the source of this 2786-nucleotide messenger RNA. Its product is annotated as Ubiquitin carboxyl-terminal hydrolase family protein. NCBI's taxonomy places the organism in Eukaryota, Viridiplantae, Streptophyta, Magnoliopsida, Fabales, Fabaceae. Gene Ontology annotation, molecular function: RNA binding. The record is from RefSeq and is a predicted model, not a curated record.
GUAGCAAAAGAUCUUAAACCACUUCUCCGCUCGGAAGCUCUCACUUCCCUUUCAAAAUUCUUCUUCGCCAUGCUCCGCCGCGCCAUUCCUUUCUGCGUAUCAAGAAAUGCGCGUUUCGGCGUUAGGCACAAAUCCAGUGGCGGAAGAAGGCCGAAGAAGAAAACGUACCACAGAGUGGCUGAACUAGACAGAGUGAUGGAACUGCGAAAGAAGCCAUUGAUGAUUCUCCAGCUCACCUCCCUCAUCCUAUCUCAGCCCCAUCACUCUCCCCUCUUCCUCCGCGAUCUCGAGAAGAACGUCGGCUUCGUUCGAAAAUGGGCCUUCAUGGCCCUCAUCGACAAACACCCCUCCGUCUUCCGCGUCGCCGGGGCGCCCCCUUCCGUCUCCCUCACUGGCCGGGCCCGAAACCUAGCCCAGGAAGAGGCCCACGCCCGAGCCUCCAUGGAACCCCUCUUGGUCACCAACCUGCGGAAGCUGCUCAUGCUCUGCGUCGAUUGCAAGCUGCCGCUUCAAACGGUGGAGCUCGUUGGGCCUCAGUUGGGCCUUCCCUCCGAUUUUAAGGACUGUUUGGUUCCGAAGUACCCUCAGUUUUUCACGGUCAGGCGCUUCCGUGGAAGGGAUUGUCUUCUGUUGGAGGAUUGGGAUUCCACCUUGGCUGUCACUGCCAGAGAGACUAGGUUGGCACAGGAAGGAGUUUUGGACCUGAAGGCAAACGGGGAUAGGAGGAAGGUGAAGAUUUCGAGAGAUGGGAACUACCUUGGUCCAUUUGCAUUCAAAAUGAAUUUUCCUGCUGGUUUUAGGCCUAAUGUUGGUUACCUUGAGCAGCUUGAGAGGUGGCAGAAGUUGGAGUUCCCUUCUCCUUAUUUGAAUGCAAGGAGAUUUGAUGCUGCUGAUCCAAAAGCUCGAAAACGAUCUGUGGCGGUGCUUCAUGAGCUCCUGAGCUUGACCAUGGAGAAGAGGAUGACAUCUGCACAGCUUGAGGCAUUUCAUUCAGAGUGUCUUUUGCCAUCUCAAUUACUGCUUUGCUUGAUAAAGCAUCAGGGAAUAUUUUACCUCACUAAUAAAGGUGAACGGAGUACUGUGCUCCUCAAAGAUGCAUACAUUGGUUCCAACUUGAUAGAUAAAUGUCCUUUGUUGCAAUUUUAUGAUAAAUUUAUGGCACUCUGUGGAAGAGGAAAUAUUGAUCUGUGUGACAAGAAUUCCAUACCAACCGUCAUUUAGAAGUUGAAUUCGAUUGAUUUUUUAGUCAUAAGGGAAUUCUGCAUCUCUUCCUAGUUGGUAAAGGGUAAGGGAAUUUAACUGGAAAAGUAUUCAGCAGUAAGAGUAUCAUUCCUUAAAGAAAAAACCAAGUACAAUCUCCUCAUACUUCUACAUCAAAAUUGUUGAUGGAUUAGGAAUAUUGGUUACAGCUAGAAAGGGUGUGAUCAGAUCAGAAGUGAAAGUUGACUUCAUCGAAUUAGAAUAUUUUCAUUGUCCCUUGCAGUCAGAGGUUGAAGUCAUUCAGAAAAGUCUUAUCGUUUAAACUUCUGAUGCUCAUAGCUCGCCCAAUAUUUAUGCCCACAGAUAAUUUAUUGCUCUUAAGGCCUUUUCAGCGUGAUGAUAAAAGUGACAAUUAGGAGUUCAUCAAAAGAAGGGGCUAGGCAUGAAAGUAUUUACAACAUCAUUAUCAUCGGAUGCUUUAGUGUAAAUUUGCUGCCUUAAUCUUAUAAUGCUUCGAUGGAGAUUUUGGCACUCCUAUGAUACAUUUGUGGCUGACUAGUUAAAGAGCUAUAAUCGCUUUAAAUGCACUAAAGCAACCAUCAGGGUUUGGUGCAGAGAUUGUUCUAAUGCUGUCUCACGUGUGUAUACUCAGGCGUCAGUGCUGGUGUGAUAUUUGUUAGUUGUUCUCGAGUGUUUAUGAAGAAACUCGACCACACAUACCCUGAAUGAAGAGCUUCAGAUUUGAUGAAAAUAUAUAUUUCUUGGGGACUCCCACCUAAAGAAGAAACAUAUGACUUCUAGUAGCAGUACACUCAUCAUACUACUUUGGAUGCUAUUUCAUAAUUAGAACGUGACAGAAUCAUUGGAGAACUCAAGAGUUGAAGAUGGACAUCCAUGCAAGCUUCAAAUUCUGGAGAAUGUUUGUUGUUUGGCAACGGUGGUUGUGGAAGCUUGUUUUUCGUGGAACUUUGUAACCAAUUAUCCACUUAUGGCAAAGAUGAUGGUGGGUCUUAGUGCCCAAAGGUUUCAAGGAUUGAAGAAAAAGCUUUUUACAGGAAGAAGAAAUUGAAAAUAACAGUAGCUAGGAAAGGAAGGAAAAGACCAGAGUGAAAGAGAUGCAUUUGAGAAUGAAUGAGUUUGCUUUUUGAAGCUACCAAGAACUCCAAAGGUGUCACUUCUGACUUUCUUAAGUAUUAUUUAAUUAAUACUUCUAACUAAAUAAAAGACUUUCUUAAGAUACAAGGAUAACUAUUGAAGAGAGGGUAUACAAAGAAAUACUCCUUCUUGAGAGAUAGCUUCAUUGAGUGAAGCUUUUACAUUUGAAAAUGCAUCUAGUUUUGAACAUGUCUUUCUUUUACUUGAAAUAAAAUGUCAGUUCUAGAAUGAGGGGUAAAAUAGAACUUAUAAGCAUAUUUUUGAAAAGUUUUCGUAGCAGACUGUAUAUUAAACAUUGUAAUAGGAUUAUUUAAUAGUUUUAGAAUAUGUUCACAAAUACAUCCACCAGCUUUUAUAAAAUUGUCAAGAGCUUAUACUCAUGUAAUAGAAAUAGCAGUUAUAACUAUUGUUUUUAUAUUGGUUCAUUUCAA